AUGUCAGAGAAAUUGAUUGAAAUUAAAAAUGAGUCUAGCUCGAGCAUUAAUAAAGAAUCAUCUAAAAUAUCAGUCAUUUCAACUGAAUAUACCUCUUCUUCUUCUUCAAUUGAUAUUAAUAACGAGGAUACAGAUGUUGCAUUGAAGUUUUUAAAAGAAAAUAAGGGUUUAAGUGAUGUAGAAGCUGGCAAUUUGAAAAUUUUUACAGAUAUAUCAGAGACAGCUAUUUUGCAUGGUACACAUCAAUUAGAUCCUAAAAUUUUAAGAAAAGUAGAUUUUGUUAUAUUACCCUUUCUAUGUGUCACUUACUUAUUUAUGUUUCUAGAUAAAGCAUUAUUAAAUUAUGCUGCUGCUAUGGGUAUUAAUGAUUAUUUGAAAGAUAAUGAAUUUUCUAAUUUAGGGACCAUCUUUUCUGCUGCAUAUAUUUUUAUGGAGCCGAUAGUAACUUUUUUGAUUCAGAGGUUUCCCUUAUCGAAAGUCUUGGGUACAUUUAUUUGUCUAUGGGGAGCUGUUUUAGCAUGCCAUUCUGCUUGUAAAACAUAUGCUUCAUUAAUGAUAGUCCGGACCCUCUUAGGUAUAUUCGAAUCUUCGAGUGCUGUUGGUUGUAUUGCAAUUAGUGGUAUGUAUUACACUAAAUCGGAACAAAGUGCAAGAAUUGGCUACUGGGCUAUUCAAGCUGGUACUGGUUAUGUAGUUGGUGGUUUAAUAUCUUUCGGUUUCUUACAUUACCAUGGAACCACAUUUUUAUCAUGGCAAAUAAUGUUUUUAAUUGUUGGUUUAGCUACCGUUGUAUUUGGCAUUAUAGUUUGUGUUUUCUUACCUGACAAUGUUACUAAGGCAUAUUUCUUAACUGCAGAGGAGAAAAUUCAAGUAUUAGAGCAUAUUAGAAAUAAUCAAACCGGUUUAGAAAACAAAAAGUUUAAAAAGGAGCAGGUUAAAGAAUUAUUUUUAAAGGAUAAACUAACAUGGCCAAUGUUAAUAAUGACAGUCUGCUCUCAAAUUAGUACAGGUGCUAUUGGUAAUUUUUCAACUACAAUUACUGGAACCUUUGGAUUUGAUUCUUACGAAUCUGCCCUGUUACAGUUGCCUAUUGGUGCUAUUACCGCUUUAAUUAUUUUUAUUACAACACAGAUGUUAACCAGAUGGGGGAAAAUUACUUUAAUAUCUAUUUCAAUGGAAGUUGUCUCAAUUAUUGGAUGUAUUGUGAUGCUAACUAUGUCUUUGGAUCACAAGAUUGCUAACCUAUUUUCGUUGUAUUUGUUAUAUAGUGGUUCGUGUGUAAUCACAAAUAUUUAUAUUUGGAAUACCUGGAAUACUUCUGGUUAUUGUAAGAGAAUUUUCCGUAACGCCAGCACUAUGGUGAUGUGUGCCUUAGCAAAUAUUAUAGGCCCACAAAUGUUUAGAGCCAGUACUGCUCCAAGAUAUAUUCCAGCUAAAAUAGCCCUAUUAGUUACUCAAAGUGUUUGCAUUCCUCUUCAGUUCUAUAUCGGUUGGGUGUGUAAGAAGGAAAAUGAAAAGAGAGAUAAUGAAAUGAAAGAGAGUAUUAAAGUAGAAGACAAGGGUAAGGUUGUUCAAACAUAUGAAUUCUUAGAUUUAACUGAUAUUCAAAAUAGAAACUUUAGAUACAUAUACUAG
Henningerozyma blattae CBS 6284 is the source of this 1635-nucleotide messenger RNA. It is a transcript of the gene THI73, whose product is annotated as Thi73p. Lineage: Eukaryota; Fungi; Ascomycota; Saccharomycetes; Saccharomycetales; Saccharomycetaceae. The transcript has a single exon. Bases 1 to 1635 code for a protein of 544 amino acids. Gene Ontology annotation, biological process: transmembrane transport. Gene Ontology annotation, molecular function: transmembrane transporter activity. The record is from RefSeq and is a predicted model, not a curated record. Gene Ontology annotation, cellular component: membrane.